AUGGUUGCCGAGGUGGACGUGAACGGCAUUACCGUGUCCUUCCCUUUCGACCCGUAUCCAGCACAGGUAGAGUUCAUGCGCAGCGUCGUGAAAUGCCUCCAGCACGGCUUCAACGGGCUGUUGGAGUCCCCCACCGGUACUGGCAAGACGCUCUGCUUGUUGUGUAGCACGCUUGGUUGGCUUGCAGCACGCUCGCAAGGCGCGGUCCUUCGGCACCCCAGCGACCAAGACCAGAAAGGUCGCGGUAAGUACAGUCACAAGGUGGUGUACUGCAGUCGAACGCACGCUCAGCUGGCGCAGGUGGUGCGUGAGCUGAAGCGCACGUCGUAUGCACAGUGCUUCACCAUGGCCAUCCUGGGCUCUCGUGAGCACAUGUGCUUGAACAAAGAGGUGACACGGCUCCCGUCGUCGCAGGCGCAGCACGCCAUGUGCAGUGCACUUCGGUCGGAGCGCAACUGCCGCUUCUUCCGCGGUUUGCAGUCUGCUGGCGCUGGUGCCAGCCUUCUGCCCCCUGCUUGCGCGGUGCACGACAUGGAGGACUUGAUGCGAGAGGGAAGCCGAAGCGGGUUCUGCCCGUACUUUCACGAGCGUGACGCGGCGAGGGACGCAGACGUUGUACUCAUGCCGUACAACUAUAUUCUUGACCCCUCCCUGCAUAAGCAGCUGCCCUUUGAGCUGGCGAACUGUAUUCUCAUUGUGGAUGAGGCGCACAACCUGCCCUCCGUGCUCAGCAGCUCGGGCUGUCAGACGUUGUCGCCGCUAGACGUGACCACCGCCAUCCACGACUGCUCACGGGCCAUCGCAAUGCACCGCCUCACCGCAAAAAAGGCGGAGCUGGACGAGGACGUUGCGGUGGAGGAGGAGCAGGAGCUGGCGUCGCUGAAGAUCCUGUUGAACCGGCUGGAGAUGUGCGUGUACGCGGAGCCUAUGGCAGAGGGGACGGCGGCGUCCACGCCGACGCAGUGCGCUGUGGUGAGGGAUGGCUCGUACAUGUUCGCUUUCUUGGAGAAGGCCUUUAUCACUCGAGAGGUCUUUGGAGCGCAGUCGGACGGCGUCACUUCGGAGUCGGGGCUAGCAGGGACGAUGGGGAAGUGCGUGACGCUUCUGGCGGAUAGCGAGCGACCCGCAACGAGCAUGGCGCGAGUGCAAGAGUUUCUCACGUGUGUCUUCGCCUUCGAUAUGGCUCAUAUCGACUCCACCAGGUUUGUGCUGCAGCAGCAUCUCGUCGCCGCCAAGGCCGCGCGCACACUCGGCUUCUGGGAGCUGGAUAAUACGCGCUUGAUGCGGCAGGUCGUGUCGCCGCUGCAUUCGGUUCUCCUCACGAGCGGCACGCUGUCUCCGCUUGAUCAGUUCGCGGCGGAGCUCGGCAUGGAGUUUCAGGUGCGCCUGAAGGGAAAUCACGUGAUCCAGCCAGAUCAGGUGCUCGGCGGGGUCCUCUGCCGUGGGCCGAGCGGCGAGAAGCUGAAUGGCGGCUUUUCGUUCCGCAGCAGCGUGGACUACCGCGUAGGUCUCGGCAUGAGUCUCGCCAACAUCGCUCGCAACACACCUGGUGGCACUCUUGUCUUCUUCCCCAGCUAUGCCGCUAUGAACUCUGUGGUCGAUCUGUGGCGGGCCGGGAGCGGGCGUGCAGGGGACACCAAAACGGUGUGGGGCAUGUUGUCGGAGCUGAAGCCGAUCUUCGUGGAGCCGAAUAACACCAACGACCUGCCAACCAUCGUGCAGGGCUUCCAAAAAGAGGUGGACACGUCACCCCUCCGCGGCGCGAUUCUGCUGGCGGUGUGCCGUGGCAAGAUCAGCGAGGGCAUCGACUUUGCCGACAACCACGGUCGCUGCGUGCUCGUCGCGGGCAUCCCGUACGCCAACCACACCGACCUCUUCGUCCGACUUAAGCGCGAGUACAUCACGUCGGUGGCGCCGCAGCGGCCUCUGGUGGACGGAAAGCCAUUCACGGGCGACGACUGGUACCGAAAUGAGGCGAUGCGGGCCGUCAACCAAUGCGUCGGCCGCGUGAUUCGGCACAAGGACGACUACGGCGUUGUCCUGCUCGCUGACGAGCGCUUCGAGGGACUGCUGGGUAGCGUGUCGGAGUGGGUUCGGCGGCGCACGCGCGUCUUUACCGACUUCCGCGGCGCCUACGCUGCCGUCGCGCAGUUUUUUGGCGGUCGGCGCCAUCGCGCGACUGAGACGGCUGCCGUUCCAUAUGUGUUGAUCGAGAACGGCGCGACCACCGCAGCGGAGCUGCCGUCCUCUGCGACGCUCGCGAGGCUGUACGCAGAUGCGCAGGCGCGUCAGCGCGAAGAGCAUAUGCAAGAGACACGUCGACGUCGUUUCGAGGAAGUGCGCGAGGCCAAGGCUAGUGCGUGCAACAAUGCAGUCGCGUCCGCGGCGUCGCCGUUUGCAACUGCGUCGUUUGCCUUGUCUUCAACGACGGGCCGCGCUGGUGGGGCCCCUGCGGUGUCGCAACGAACCUCUGCCGAGACACCGGAGGUGACAUUGGUGUCGGCGGAGAGAGAUACGGUUGUCAUGCACAAUACUGUGCAGAUGGGGCAGUCGGACGGACCUCCAAAGCUUGGGCGUACGUCAAAGGAGUUUUGCGAGUUUCUCAAAGCACGUGUGCCAGUAGAGAUGUAUCAUUGCUUCAAGAUGGUGUUGGCCCAGCUGGCGGCCCUCCGCCCGCUUCUGCGAACGUCGCCAACGGCAGCCGCGGAUGGCCUCGCACGGCUUCUCGUGCCGUUGCGGUCGGUCUUUGGCGCCACAGGCGUUGAUUCUCAUCACAGUCUCUUCGCUGAGUUCGGUCGCCACAUACCGGAGGAGUUUCGGCCACUCUACGCGGACCUCCUCAAAUCUAACGGGCUGACCUAA
This is a messenger RNA of Leishmania mexicana MHOM/GT/2001/U1103, 2862 nucleotides long. RefSeq names its product putative helicase. Gene Ontology annotation, biological process: negative regulation of DNA recombination; negative regulation of t-circle formation; telomeric loop disassembly. Gene Ontology annotation, cellular component: nucleus. The transcript has a single exon. Bases 1 to 2862 code for a protein of 953 amino acids. The record is from RefSeq and is a predicted model, not a curated record. Lineage: Eukaryota; Euglenozoa; Kinetoplastea; Trypanosomatida; Trypanosomatidae. Gene Ontology annotation, molecular function: DNA polymerase binding; DNA binding; hydrolase activity, acting on acid anhydrides, in phosphorus-containing anhydrides.